CCGUGGCAUGUGGCGGGGCCGCGGGGCGCCGGAGCUCCGUACCUUCUGUUCCCGGGGCUCUUCCCUGCCGUUCCCUGCUUUCCCUGCCCGCGGGGCCGCGCCAGCCCCGCCCGAGCGCCUCUCCCGCCCCGGGGCCGCGCUCUCCGCCGGGCUCCGCCACACCGAUUGGCAAAGAAAGCUCCUGUCAGAGGAUCGUGUCAAGUAAUGUGCCUUGCUGUCCURCAUGUUAGCUGACUGAAUCCCUGCCAGACUUGGUCAUGCAACACCACUGCUGUUUCCUGAUAAACUGUAGUCCUACUGUAUCCAGGCUUUUAUUGGCUUUUGCUUUCCCUAAGGGCGAAAUAAUUCCUGACAGCAAGAAAACAGUUACAAGUGUUUGCAUGGUAUAUUGCAGUGGACCUGAAGUUGAUAUAAGAAAGAAUUUCUUUUGGGAAGAGAAGCUUCCCUGUAAGGCCAGCCCUGAAGAUGUGGACUGCCAUUGUGUUCUUCCUGCUGAUUUCCUUCUGUAUAUGUGAACASCGGUUUUCUGUCCUGAAAGGGAGAGGCGUUCAUGUGGUGCAAAUAAACAGGCUUACAAGUGAAGAGCAAUGCAGGCAGGCUUGUCAGAGCCCCGGUGCCUCAGGGAGCUGUCGCUGUAAUUGGUCUGUGCCCUACCAGAAUCACUGCCUCCUCCUGCUGUGCCACCAGCUGAGUGUGUGCCAGAAUGCCAGAGAACAAGACAUCCAAGAUCUGCUUGCAGAAUUUGUCAGCAGUAAAUGGGAAACAGCCCUGUUUCAGCGCCAGAGCCAUCCACAGAAAAGAGAGAGCAUGCUGAAUGCACAGAGGGACCAGCACAGUGUGGAAAAYCCAUUUUCCUCAACUGCUCAGACUCACAAGAUUCAUUUGAGGCAUUUGCUUGAGUUUGAGGAGAAUGAGAACACAACAAGUACGGAAAAUCCAAAUGCAAGCAAUGCUACCACCGCCGCUACCAACACCACUACAACCACUGCCCCWACCAUAACAACAAACAUUGCAAAUGCACCUUUCUCUACCACUUCUGAAAAAACUGCCAAAGCCUCAAGCACCCCUGGAAGUUCUGAGACCUUUUCUAAAGCCAUGUCACCCUCUGCCUCUUCUCCCUUUCAUGGUAGCAUCUCUGCUUCCACCUCCAGCCAUGUCACCCAGACGGUGACCACCAGCCAGAAACCAGGAAAUAAUAUUUCUGUCUCAGUAUUGUCCCCCACUUCUGCUCCCCUCACUGUUCCCUCUGAAGCAGGUACCCAAACUCAGCAGCCUGGGCUGGGUACCACCAACAUCAGUGCUCCCCACCCUCUCAGCCCCACCACUGCUGGAGCUGGCCUGAAAACACUGACCACAACACUGACCACCCCCAUCCCACAGGAUGAAGGAGCAUCUUCCACUGCUUCCACACAUGCCACGGCUCCCGUCCCCACGGAGAGUUCUCACUCUGCCAGUCCAGAGCAUGCCAGCACCUUGCCACAUCUAAACCCAGAAGCAAGUACAACCAUAGCAACCUUGAGUGAAUCAACUUCUCUUCUGGGCUCUACAAGAGGUGCUGUGGUUUUAACUACAGCCUCUACAGUAGAAACUACGACUGAGCAUGAGAUAAAGUCAACAUCUGAUGUCUUUUCAACAGCCAUGGCUUCAACRGGUGCAGCCAAAACAGCAUCUUCGGGCCUCACAAAAGCUCAGGACACAGACAAUGAGUAUCUUCUCAUUGCUGCCGAGCCCCUGACUCAGUACUUAGUGGAUAAAAGUUCACUUCUUGCAGURCUUUUAGUUGGUACAUUCUUUUUCAUAACUGUUAUAGUUCUUUUCCUCACCCAGGCCUAUGAGAGCUACAAGAAGAAAGAUUACACGCAAGUGGAUUACCUGAUCAAUGGAAUGUAUGUGGACUCAGAGAUGUGAAGAGGUGGGGAUAAAUAGUGGGCAAGAGAUGGAAAGGAGGUUUAAAGUCUACCUGACUCGUUUUUCCUUUCUGUCUGCCCAUAACGCAAACUGAAAGUGCUUCCAAAUUUACUUCUAGUGCAAUUGAGGAGAAAUGCCAUGUACUGUAUUAAGAAAAAAUAAUAAUUUUUUUAUUCAACUGUGCAACAGGUACUUUAAAACCAUUUAAAAAAGGAAUAAUUUUUAACAUUUUCAUAAUGCACAGUAGCUUUGGCCAUUAUUUUUCAUUGCAAAACAAAUCUAACAAGGUGUAAGUUUCCAUCUUCUGAAAAUGCUGUAGCGCUUUUCAGCUGUUUACAGUGCAGGUUMUUUGUGUUUCAUUUGUUUCAAGUGUGCUUCUCUGAAAACAGAGCAAAGGAUGCUGUCACCUUUUGUGAAGUGCUCCCAAGCAGCCAGAUGAGAAGUGUGGAGUACUAUUACAACAGGGGACUUUUAAUCCAGUGUGUGUCAUAUUUCAGUAUGCUUCUUGCUUAUGAAGAGGUCUGUUUACAAAGUAUUGUAAACUCUGUUUACUGCUAACCCGAGGUAUCUCUUCACCACGGAGUGGAUUACUGUGCCUCUGCACUUAAAUGAUCUUAUUUUUAUAUUCAGUUAAUAAAUGGGGCCCGAGAAGGGCAGAUCUUCUU
Malurus melanocephalus (red-backed fairy wren) is the source of this 2573-nucleotide messenger RNA. It is a transcript of the gene CUNH11orf24, whose product is annotated as chromosome unknown C11orf24 homolog. The coding region runs from base 466 to 1908 and encodes 480 amino acids. The record is from RefSeq and is a predicted model, not a curated record. The transcript has 6 exons. Lineage: Eukaryota; Metazoa; Chordata; Aves; Passeriformes; Maluridae.